AUGGUUGUGGUGGGCACGACCUCGUCCCCAGACAGCCUGGACCCCGCGCUGCGCCGCCCCGGGCGCUUCGACACCGAGAUCCCGGUGCCCGUGCCAGACGGGCCGGCGCGGGUGCACAUCCUGCGAGCGCUAGCGGCGGGCCUGGGCGCAGCGGCUGGCCUGGACCUGGACGAGCUGGCGCUGGGCUGCUUCGGCUACUCCGGCGCCGACCUGGCGGCGCUGUGCCGGGAGGCCGCGCUGUCCGCGCUGGGCAGGGUCGCGGGCGGCGCGGGCGAGGGUUCGGGGAUGGAGCCGGGGCCUCGGAGUCCCCGACAGGGAGCCGGUAGCCCAGGCCCCAGGGAGGAAGAUGUGGUUGUAACGAUGGAGGACUUUGAGUCGGCGCGCUCAAAGGUGGUCCCCUCCAUCACGCGCGGGCUGACCCUGGACUUUGUGCCCGUCGCCUGGGACCAGAUCGGCGGCCUCCCGGACAUCAAGCGGCGCCUGCGGUGCGUGGCGGGUUGGAGGUCUUGCAUGGGGGGAGGGCAAGAAAGGCGUAUCUCAACAGGGCACAGUGGCACCGGCAGGCAAUGCAGGCACUUGCCACUGGGGUACAGUUUGGUGCCUCGAGGGUCUGGUCGCCCUACCUUUUGUUGGGAGCAAGGUCUGUAA
Messenger RNA from Auxenochlorella protothecoides, 648 nucleotides. Its product is annotated as Cell division cycle protein 48-like protein. The record is from RefSeq and is a predicted model, not a curated record. The transcript has a single exon. Bases 1 to 648 code for a protein of 215 amino acids. Gene Ontology annotation, molecular function: ATP hydrolysis activity; ATP binding. NCBI's taxonomy places the organism in Eukaryota, Viridiplantae, Chlorophyta, Trebouxiophyceae, Chlorellales, Chlorellaceae.